Gopherus flavomarginatus (Mexican gopher tortoise) is the source of this 931-nucleotide messenger RNA. RefSeq names its product family with sequence similarity 177 member A1 (gene FAM177A1). The transcript has 5 exons. NCBI's taxonomy places the organism in Eukaryota, Metazoa, Chordata, Testudines, Testudinidae. The coding region runs from base 71 to 721 and encodes 216 amino acids. The record is from RefSeq and is a predicted model, not a curated record.
AACCUCACUUCGCAGGGCCCGGCGGAGUCUGGCUGGGCCUGGGCCGUCGCUUCCGUGGGCUGGCGGGGGCAUGGAGCAGGGUCUCUCCGCUAUCACCCUGUACUGCGCCUCCCCAGCCGGGACCGCACCCGCCGCUGCCCCCCGCGCCAUGGAGCAAGAGCAGCUGCACUCAAAUGGCGAUAGAGGCUUUGAGAAUGUGGAACUGGGGAUCAUAGGAAAAAACAAGAAAAUUCCAAGAAGGAUCAUUCACUUUGCAAGUGGAGAAACCAUGGAAGAAUAUAGCACGGAUGAAGAGGAAGAUCCGGUGCAAGAAAAAAAAGACCUCUUGCCGUCUAUUGAUCCUUCUACGCUUACCUGGGGACCCUACUUGUGGUUUCAUAUGCUAAGAGUUGCCACGUCAACCUUAUCAGUGUGUGACUUCCUUGGGGAAAAGAUUGCAUCCGUUUUGGGCAUAAGUACACCAAAAUACCAGUAUGCCAUUGAUGAGUAUUACAGGAUGAAGAAGGAGGAGGAAGAGGAGGAGGAAGAAAACAAAAUGUCAGAAGAGGCAGAGAGACGAUAUCAAGAGCAGCAGAGCAAGCCACAAGAUGAGACUACUGUCCAGACAGACCAACCAGAGGCAACAGCAUGUAAUGCAUUUGUGAAUCUCAAUUUUGAAACCGAGGGAGAUGGCCAAUCUGUUGCAGAAAGUAAACAAGACUUAACCACUGUCCCUACUUAAAAUAUAAGGUUCUGCGUAAUGCCAGAUUUUUUUUAAAUUGGCAGCAAAAGUGUGGGAAAAUUCUUGUACUUUUUCAGUGGAAUAUAACUCAUUUAAAACUCUGGCCAGGAGAGAGCUAAAUAAUGUCCGUUCAGUCCACAACUAUUGAAUAAAGCCUAAGACACUGCCAAACUGACAUUUCUGUUAAAAUAAAAAUGCUGGACAACAAAA